UAAUGACUUUUCUACAUUACAUGGUGGCGAGUUGGAGAUUCUCGAUAAUGAUGCUGCUCCGGUAUUCGAUGAUUUAGCCAAUUUACGAGAUGAUGAGACACAAGUCGAACUGAGUACGACAGGUGAGACUUUGUAUGUCGGGAGUGUUUUUAAGAACAGAAAAGUCAUACAACAAACAAUGUCUUAUCUCGCAAUCAAACAAUGCUUUUGCUACAAGCAACGUAGGUCAUGUCCUACAAGAUUGGAGAUGGUCUGCGUUGAUGAUACUUGUCCAUGGCAUUUGACAGCUCAAGUUGUCAAGAAUUCAGAAUGUUUCAAAAUCACAUCGUAUGAUACCACCCAUACGUGUGACAUCGACACUCGUAAGAAUUAUAAUAAACAUGCUAGUUAUAAGCUUCUCGGAGAGGUAGUGAAGAGCAGAUACAGUUCUACGCAAGGGGGUCCGAGAGCUGUCGAUUUACCACAGUUGCUCCUAAAUGAUCUCAAUGUUCGGAUUUCAUAUUCUACCGCUUGGAGAGCUAAAGAGGUUGCAGUGGAAAAUGUAAGGGGGGAUGAUAUAAAAAGUUACAGGUUUUUGCCUACCUAUUUGUAUCUUCUUAAAUUAGCUAAUCCGGGUACGAUAACUCACCUACACUCUACACCUGAAGUUGAUGGUACGCAGCGCUUUAAGUAUGUUUUUGUAUCUCUCGGGGCUUCUAUAAAAGGUCUGAAGUAUAUGAGGAAGGUAAUUGUCGUAGAUGGAACGCAGCUAGUAGGACGUUACAAGGGAUGUCUCCUCAUUGCAUGUGCCCAAGACGGGAACUUCCAAAUAUUUCCAAUAGCGUUUGGUGUUGUGGAUGGUGAGACUGACGCUUCAUGGGUGUGGUUCUUUGAUAAAUUAGCUGACAUUGUUCCAUACAGUGAAGAUUUAAUGAUUGUAUCGGACAGACAUUCUUCAAUAUAUAAAGGCCUCAGUGUGGUUUAUCCGAAAGCUCAUCAUGGUGCAUGUGCAGUACACCUUGAGCGAAAUAUCUCCACCCAUUAUGGUAAGUAUGGUGUAUCUGGAUUAUUCUUCAGCGCUGCUAAAGCUUACAGAGUGAGAGAUUUUGAAAAAUACUUCGAACAGUUAAGGGCUAAGAGUGCUGCAUGCGCAAAUUACUUAGAGGAAAUUGGAUUUGAGCAUUGGACAAGAGCUCACUGUAAAGGGGAACGCUACAAUAUCAUGUCUAGCAACAAUUCGGAGUCUAUGAAUAAUGUCUUAACAAGAGCCAAAUCAUAUCCGAUUGUGUACAUGAUAGAGUUCAUUCGAGAGGUCCUAAUGCGAUGGUUCGCAGCGAGGAGGCAAAAAGUGGCUAGGUGUAAGUCUUUAGUGACGCCUGAGGUUGAUGAGCGUUUUCUCCAAGAUUUGCCUGCGUUAGGGAAAUUCGCGGUUAAGAUGUCUGGACCGUGGAGUUAUCAAGUUACAAGCAAGUCAGGUGAGCAUUUUCAUGUCGUUCUGGACGAGUGUACAUGUACGUGUCUUAGGUACACAAAGUUGAGAAUCCCAUGUGAACACGGUCUAGCAGCUGCAAUCGAGUUUGGAAUAGAUCCGAAGGUUGUUGUAGGAUGGUGGUAUGGACUUCAAACGUUUUCCGAUUCUUUUCAAGAACCGAUUCUACCUAUCGCGGAUCCGAAGGAUGUUGUCAUCCCACAACAUAUAUCGGAUUUGAUACUAAUUCCUCCAUACUGUAGACGACCACCAGGAAGACCAACAACCAAAAGGAUUCCAUCUAGAGGUGAAAACCGGAAAAAGAGACAGAAAAGACUUAUUCCGAAUCAGUGCACACGAUGUAGACAAGCAGGUCAUAACAAGAAGACUUGCAAAAAUCCUAUUUAGUUCUCCUCAUAAGCUUUAUGUCUCCGCGAAGACAGUGUACGUUUAUGUGUGGACAGUGUGUACCAAAGUGUUGUGACGGUGUACGUACGUUUAAUGUUUGCCAUCGUAUAACUAUGUACGUUUUCUGA
Messenger RNA from Arabidopsis lyrata subsp. lyrata, 1983 nucleotides. RefSeq lists its product as uncharacterized. The transcript has 2 exons. The record is from RefSeq and is a predicted model, not a curated record. Lineage: Eukaryota; Viridiplantae; Streptophyta; Magnoliopsida; Brassicales; Brassicaceae. Bases 179 to 1855 code for a protein of 558 amino acids. Gene Ontology annotation, molecular function: zinc ion binding.